Messenger RNA from Ornithodoros turicata, 2922 nucleotides. RefSeq lists its product as uncharacterized. NCBI's taxonomy places the organism in Eukaryota, Metazoa, Arthropoda, Arachnida, Ixodida, Argasidae. The coding region runs from base 1 to 2922 and encodes 973 amino acids. The transcript has a single exon. The record is from RefSeq and is a predicted model, not a curated record.
AUGACAAGUAUCCUGCCUCCACCCAAGCCACUCGAUGUUACCGGCGAUCUUUGGAAAGCUUGGAAGUUGUGGAAAGGCGAGUUUAGACUCUUCUCUACAGCGACAAAUCUAAAGGCGCAGCCAAAGGAAGUUCAGGCCGCGACCUUCUUGGUUAUACUGGGUGAAGAAGGCAGGAAGAUAUGCAAUACGCUACAGUUUGAAACGGAAGCGGACCGUGACGAUGUCGACAAGCUUAUCCAGAAACUGGAAAAGCACUGCAAACCGACGCUCAAUUUAACGUACCACGAAUUUCUGUUCGGAUCGCGAAACCAGAAAGAAGGGGAGCGAUUUGACGAGUGGCUGACAGAGCUUCGGAUACUCGCUGCUAGCUGCGAGUUCGGGACCUUGGAAAAACGCAUGCUGCGUAGCCGCAUAAUCCUUGGAGUUCGCGACAAGAAACUUCAGCAAAGGCUGAUCUCGGAAAAUCCGUCAUGUGAGAAGGUUAUAGAAACAUGUCGGAUGAGAGAGCUCAGCAAGCAGCAGUUUGACGAUAUCCAGAAGGAAAAAGAUGAAGUGAAGGAAGUUCACGCGGUCACGAAGCGAACGAGAACUUGUUCGAAGUGUGGAUAUACGCACGAUAAAGAUGCAUGUCCGGCGCAAGGCAAGGAAUGCAAGAGCUGCGGUAAACUUAACCACUUCGCCAGUGUGUGCAGAAGCAAAGGACAACGAAAGAAAUAUAGAAGGAAGCCGAAGGCAAAACAGGUCCUUGAAGUGGAACGUGAAGAAGACACUUACUUCUUGCAAAUGCUGUCCGUAAAUAACGUCGAAUCGAGCGAUCUCUGGUCUGCUGAGGUUACGAUCGAGAACGUGAAACUAAACUGCAGAGUAGACACUGGUGCCAAUUGUUCCGUAAUCUCAGCCGGACAGUUGAGAAAAGUCACUAACAAGAAGACUACAAAAUGCAACGUUACGUUGAACACCUUCUUUGGCUUCAAGCAAAAGGCCGCAGGCAGGAUUCCUCUGCAAGCAUCAUGUAACGGCCAAAGCACAAAGGUGCUGUUCUUCGUCGUACCACAAGAGGUACCGCUUACCCUGAGUGGGAAAGCGUCGGAAGAACUAGGUCUGAUCCAGCGCACUGUGCAUUCGGCAGUUGCUACAAAAACAAGCGACGAACAUCACUUGUACGGACCAGCACAACCUUAUCGGGACGUCUUUGAAGGCCUUGGAAAGCUAAAAGGGGUACAGUACCACAUGAAGUUAACACCCCAUGCAAAAGGAGUUGUAAAACCAGCAAGGCGGAUUGCCGUUGCACUGAAAGACAAAGUCAAGCGCGAACUCGACCACAUGGAAGCCGACGGAGUAAUCGCCAAGGUGACGGAACCUACCGAGUGGGCGAGCAACAUGGUGGUCGUGGUCAAGAAAGAUAAGGUCAGGAUCUGUCUUGAUCCCGCAGAUCUCAACAAGGCGCUCCUUCGGGAACACUACCCCAUGGCGACACUCGAAGAUAUCGCGCCGCGUCUGGGAAAGGCAAAGUACUUUUCGACACUUGACGCAUCGUCUGGCUUUUGGCAAAUUCAGCUCGACAAGGACUCCUCAUACAUCUGUACUAUGAGCACACCGUUUGGGCGAUACCGUUUCCUAAGGAUGCCGUUUGGGAUUUCAACAGCUCCUGAAAUCUUCCAGCGAGCUAUGCACAGGGUCCUACAGGAUCUCGACGGUGUCGAUGUCGUAAUGGACGACAUCCUUGUCUGGGGAGGGACCAAGGCUGAGCAUGAUCAACGCCUUAUGAGGCCGCUGGAGCGAUGCAGGGAUGUAAACCUCAAACUAAACAUCAGGAAAUGUUGUUUCCUUCAACAGCAAGUACGGUACUUGGGACAAAUGAUCACGUCAGAAGGACUUGCUGUGGAUCCAAGGCGAGUCGAGGAUAUUCUCGCCGUUACUGAGCCAACAAAUGUCAAGGAACUUCGUACCUUCCUGGGCAUGAUCAACUUCGUGUCAAGAUUCAUCCCCAAUGCAUCACAAGUGUCGGCACCGCUACGUGAACUGCUCAAAACAGAUACAAUUUGGGAAUGGUCAACCAGACACAAAGACAGCUUCAAAGAGCUACGCGAAGCGUUGACGAAGGCACCGGUUUUAGCGUACUUUCAAGCACACAAGCCUGUGACGCUCUCAGUCGACGCUAGCCAGGAUGGAGUUGGAGCUGUCUUAACACAAGAAGGGCAUCCCGUUGCGUAUUCCUCCCGUUCCCUUACGGAGACUCAACAAAGAUAUGCACAAAUUGAAAAGGAGAUGGUCGCCAUUGUACACGGCUGCGAGAAGUUCCACGAGUACAUCUUCGGACAACCCAGCGUAAAGGUCGAGUCCGACCACAAGCCGUUGGAAGCCAUUUUCAAGAAGCCUCUCCACGGAUGUCCACUUCGUCUACAAAGAAUGAGGCUCGCACUUCAAAAAUACCCGAUUAACGUUGUAUACAAACCUGGAAAGGAAAUGUUCAUUGCAGAUGCUUUAUCACGCUUUCCGAAGCAGGAAUGCCUGAGAGAAGAGGAGCACUUCUAUGUAAACGUACUUCAAUACCUCGAUGUUUCCGACGAAAAAAUAGCGGAAAUAUCGCGAGCGACACAACGUGAUAGCCAGCUGCAGAAGAUCCGAAAAUACGUCGAAACAGCAUGGCCUAACAAUAAAAACGAAGUUGACAACGAGGUGCGUCAGUACUGGACCUACAAGGAAGAAAUUCACGCGCAGGAUGGUCUGCUGUUUCGUUCCAACAGACUAAUCAUCCCAAAGGGAAUGCAGCAAAUCACACUAAAGCUGUUGCAUGCUUCACACUGUGGAGAAGAAAAGAUGAAGGAGAGAGCGCGGGAAGUCAUGUUCUGGCCCGGGAUCACGUCUGAGAUUGAACAACUAGCAAGAAACUGCGCUCUAUGUGAGAAGCAUCGACCAUGA